Messenger RNA from Hypoxylon trugodes, 1429 nucleotides. RefSeq lists its product as uncharacterized. The transcript has 3 exons. Bases 1 to 1362 code for a protein of 453 amino acids. The record is from RefSeq and is a predicted model, not a curated record. Lineage: Eukaryota; Fungi; Ascomycota; Sordariomycetes; Xylariales; Hypoxylaceae.
AUGGGCGACUACGUACAGGGCACCGAUGAUAUAAACCUCGAUACCUUCGAAGUUACCAGAGAACACUGGCAUACGAGUCAGAAAGGUGACCAGCUACCUGACCCCGAACAAUUCGGGAUAGACCUCACUACACCACCGAAUCGAUGGCAAGAUUGGAUAGUGAAGUUAGUAUUUGAAAAGUUGGGGAUUGAAAAAGAGGGCAGCGGUUUUUAUAUCAAUAUCCCUAAUGCGAAAUUUGAUGUUAUUCUCACGGCUGGACACAACCUUGUUGACAGACGACGACAUCACAGCUCCAAUAUCAGAAUUAUACACGACCCCCAUACGAAAGAAGAUAUCCACGUAACACCUCAGAUGAUUCACGUUUGUGAUAGAUACUUCGAUGACCCCGAUGAAGACCAAGCCAUAUAUGAUUACGCCGUCAUUCUCUUAGCGCGGGACAGAAAGGCCCGGCAUCGCGGAUUUGGUUUCAAUCUUAUGCUAGGCCUCACACCACCACCAGGAGAUACACCAGUUCCCGUAGAUGAGGAGGAAAGUGAUAUACUUCUAGGCAGUUCGGUAUAUGUUAGCGGAUACGUCCCCGAUAACUCGCCGCCUAAGAAGCACCCAAGCAGAUCAGAGGGCAAAUGUAUUAGAACUUAUACUCAACAACUACAUUACAAAGCCAAGACCGAGCCAGGUAUGAGUGGUGGCCCUGUGUGGAUAGGAUUUCGCGGUGUCGAGACGGUGGUAGCCAUUCACAAUUAUGGAGCAGAAAACGAAAGCCAGGGGAACAAAGGCUCGCGAUUGAAUCUCAGCAUCCUACGUACCAUAUUUGGAUGGGUGAAUGUUGGCUGGUACGACAAGGCACUCUAUUAUCGCGCACCGCGACCUUACACAAUGCAUCUUCAUGUGGCGCGUGCGCACCCACUGGAUAAUGAUACUGCUAACGAUGGGCGGGUUCGAGUGGGAAAGCCUGGAAUGGUUGAGACAAGGUUCGAUAUCCUCCCUGUGGCGGCGAAUCCAACUAUCGCCGAGUUGAAUGCUAGCUAUGGAUUCAUUCUUCGCUCCACAAACCCUAGCCCCGGACCCGCGACUUUGGAUUGGGUGAGAUGGGAUCCUAAGAAGAAUAGGAUAUCGCCUGUAAAACGCUUCGACGCAUUAUGCGAGGUCAUGAUUCCCCAACUAAUCAUUCAACCUAACAAACCAUUCACGAUAAAAGUCCGAAAUGGAAAUGAUAUGAAACAAGUGCAAAUGAAGAUGGAACGCCUAGACGAGGCUGAUCUCGAGCAGUUAGAUGAUAGUCCACAUAAUUACGAGGAUACAUGGGAGAUUUCGUUCGUGCCAAUUAAUGCGGCCAAGGUGCGUUGCAUUUCACCCCUCUAGAUCCUGAAGCGACGGUAUUCUGACGAGUUUCUUAGCCCUUCGAAUUGAGAUAGUUGGGCAUCGCUAU